AUGUCCUCAUCGACACACGAAAAUUUGGUUGAGGCAAUCAAAGAGUUGACACGUUGCGGGGACGCUCUUCCCCCCGCCAACGCCGAGUUGAUUAAACAAGUGAAAGCGGAGCUUACAGGCUUUGUGGAAUCGAGCGUGGUCAACCCACGUAUGGUUUAUGCACUUGCCCAACGUGAGCGCCUUCACUCUCUUUUUUCCCUUUAUGUGACGGAACGGUUACGGCGAAUAGAAAAGAUUCGGUGGGACAUAGGUACCACCAUUCCUCUCUCUGUUUCUGUUAACAUGACUUCCGAGGAAAAGUCUUAUUUUAAGAAGUUCUCUUCUAUAAUUGGCGACUUUUCCGAGUUUAUAGAGGUUGAUGUUACUACUGAUACCAACCAUCCCCCUGUCGAAAGUACGGUCCGCGUCAAGGCAACCAUCACCGACGGUAUGAAAAAAUUACCACAAGCGCCCGGUAUCUAUUCAAUGAAUGGCUUCUUCACUCUCAACCAUGACCAAGUCCAACUCGUUGAGAGAACGCCCACCAUCGACGCUUUGAUCCACAUUGGGGUCUUGACUCCUGAUGUUGAAUAA
Molecule: messenger RNA, 573 nt
Organism: Entamoeba invadens IP1
Lineage: Eukaryota; Evosea; Mastigamoebida; Endamoebidae
Exons: 2
Coding region: 1-573 (190 amino acids)
Biological process (GO): DNA replication; DNA strand elongation involved in mitotic DNA replication
Cellular component (GO): GINS complex
Source: RefSeq, a predicted model, not a curated record